Messenger RNA from Zingiber officinale, 1339 nucleotides. Its product is annotated as UDP-galactose/UDP-glucose transporter 3-like. Lineage: Eukaryota; Viridiplantae; Streptophyta; Magnoliopsida; Zingiberales; Zingiberaceae. Gene Ontology annotation, biological process: UDP-galactose transmembrane transport. The coding region runs from base 121 to 1125 and encodes 334 amino acids. The record is from RefSeq and is a predicted model, not a curated record. Gene Ontology annotation, cellular component: endoplasmic reticulum membrane; Golgi membrane. The transcript has 7 exons. Gene Ontology annotation, molecular function: UDP-galactose transmembrane transporter activity; UDP-glucose transmembrane transporter activity.
UUAUGAGUAUGCCGGUCUCCACCAACGCAAUGGGAUCUGCCUCUCUCUCGAGCUCGAUCUCGAACCUUCCUUUCCUCGUCUAUUGUAAUCGUGCUCACGGAGGUGAUCCUCCGCCGGGAGAUGGAAUUCCACGGUGCCGCUGCUGGCUUUGAGCGCAUCUUCUUGCUCGCCUUCUGCGUUUCCGGCAUCUGGUCCGCCUACAUCUACCAGGGUGUCCUACAAGAAACUGUAUCGACCAAGCUGUUUGGGCCGGACGGGAAGCGGUUCGAGCACCUCUCCUUUUUAAACUUAGCGCAGAACGUGGUUUGCCUCGUGUGGUCGUUUAUCAUGAUCAAAUUGUUGUCGAAAAGUUCGUCUGGAGGAGCUCCAUUACGGAGCUACUGGAGCCCGAGCAUCACUAAUACCAUCGGUCCAGCUAUGGGAAUUGAAGCCUUGAAGUAUAUUAGUUAUCCCGCGCAAGUGUUGGCAAAGUCUACAAAGAUGAUUCCUGUUAUGCUGGUGGGAGCCCUUGUUUAUGGGAUCAAAUAUACUAUUCCAGAAUACAUUUGCACUUUCCUUGUUGCUGGAGGGGUAUCUUCAUUUGCACUUUUGAAGACUAGCUCAAAAACCAUAAAGAAGCUUGCUCACCCAAAUGCCCCACUUGGCUAUGGGCUUUGCUUCCUGAAUUUAGCAUUUGACGGUUUCACAAAUGCCACUCAGGAUUCUAUAAAAGCAAGGUUCCCAAAGACAUCUGCUUGGGAGAUCAUGCUUGGAAUGAACUUCUGGGGAACCAUUUACAAUGUUAUUUACAUGUUUGGCUGGCCUAAUGGAAGUGGUUACGAGGCAGUGAGGUUCUGCCAGGAGCACCCGGAGGCAGCUUGGGACAUCCUUAUGUUUUGUCUCUGUGGCGCAGUGGGACAAAACUUCAUCUUCUUGACCAUAAGUCAAUUUGGCUCCCUUGCCAACACAACCAUCACCACCACCCGAAAGUUUGUUAGCAUUGUUGUAUCGUCAUUGAUAAGUGGCAACCCCUUGUCACCCAAGCAGUGGACGAGUGUGGCAAUGGUCUUCUCAGGACUUUCUAUCCAGAUAUUCCUCAAGUGGAAGAAGCUCCAGAGAAGAAAGGAGGACAAGAAGGCUGCGUGAAGACAUUUUUCAUUCCUUUUCCAGGAAUCCUGGUGCCUUUUAUUGUCUUUCUUAUUGGCACUAAAGAUGGGGAGAGCUUUAUGGAAUUACUAAAGAUGGGGAGAGCUUUAUGGAAUUUAGAUAGAUUCAGACUGGGUGAGCAAUCCAAUGUACUAAUUAUAUUUAUAUUUGUCGGGCAGUCUCGGAUAACAAAAUGUAUCUUAUAAAUUUCAUA